Messenger RNA from Microbotryum saponariae, 833 nucleotides. NCBI's taxonomy places the organism in Eukaryota, Fungi, Basidiomycota, Microbotryomycetes, Microbotryales, Microbotryaceae. The record is from the annotation of a GenBank genome assembly.
AUGGCCGCCGUCUCGCCUUCGCCGUCUCUGCACCGCCUCAUCCUCACCCGCUGGCGUAACAUGAGUGCCCGCCAUCUCCGUAACAAGCCAGAGGACGAGGACGCAGCGCAACUCAAGUUCGGGCCUGGUAAGCCUUCUACAACGACCCACGUCGCAGCGAUGACACGCUUGCUUUCCGGAUUCUGGUCGAGUUGACACCCCUCGCUACCACUAUAUGACCUUCUACAGAGUUCUCUGGAGCGACUCAAGAAGCAUGCCUAAUGACGAGCGAGGUCAAGUUCUUGCUUGAACAACACGACCAAGGGUCAAGCAACCCGUUCGUCCUGCAACCUUACUCCAGUUCCUGACCUGGCCAUGUGGUACACGAUGGGCAGCAACACCCUGACCCCAUCCUAUAUUUCGGACUCUAUUAGUAUUUACAAGAAGACGCUGCAAUACGUCAAUGACUUCUCGAGGUUCAAGGAAUACGAUACGACCUCCCAAGUCCGGCUGUCAGUCAUUCCUUUGCACAACGCGGUGCAGGUCAAUCCCCUACACGCAAUCAAUGAAACUGAACCCAAUCUCGUCUAUUAUGUGCACAGAAUCUAUGGGGGUGUCGAAGGCCUCAACCCGUUCGAGAUCGUACAACUGGCGAACCUGGUCCCGUCGUCGUACGAGGAAGCCAAGGCGUUGAUCCCGAGGUAAGUCUCAUCGAAAGCGCGACCCACCUCCUUCGAAGCGAGCACCAACUAACAGCAACUACACCGUCCUUUUACAGUCUCUCGAGCAAGAACGAAGACGAGCUGGAAGCCGCGAUCCGACAGGUUGUUCAGAUUCGCAAAUACCAGGGCUGA